Molecule: messenger RNA, 2148 nt
Organism: Fusarium verticillioides 7600
Lineage: Eukaryota; Fungi; Ascomycota; Sordariomycetes; Hypocreales; Nectriaceae
Product: oligosaccharyl transferase complex subunit OST4
Exons: 3
Coding region: 397-1896 (499 amino acids)
Cellular component (GO): oligosaccharyltransferase complex; membrane
Source: RefSeq, a predicted model, not a curated record
AGGAUGUGGGGUGCUUGUCCUGUAGGUACUAAGGUUGGGCCAACCUGGAACGCACCUUUUACAUCUUAGUUGAGGUACCGGGGUCCGGGUCCGGCACUACGAUUCUCCCGAGCUGCGAUCUAGCCACGCUUUCAUUGGUUAGACAAGCUAGUAGCUAGCUAUGGAACCUAGGUACCCUGAAGCUUCUGCUGACGCGCCAAAUGGGCAACGUAUGCUUUUUGGGGAGCUGCCCUGUCUCAGGAGGGUCUCGAAGUUGAGGUGUCUCGAGAGUUGCGAGCUUGCAUUUAUCAAACUUUGACCACAAUUACCUUGCGGUACACGGCCACAACAAAUUUUCAUUCUUGACAGCCUUGGAUCUCUCAAUAGAUGAGUGUAUCCCUACCUUAAGCCGUCAUCAUGAAGCCUUUCGCCAUCACCACGGCGCUCUUUAGCUUCAUAUCCAUCGCACUCGCUGGCUCAACAACAGACUCCAAGACAUCGAAGGUCAUCCUGCCCGUCGACUUUAAGCCUCCACAGGUUUUCAAGAACGCCAAUUUGGUGCACGUCAUCUCUCUGGAGAAGACCUACGUAAAGGAACAGAUCAAUGUCCUCGUCGAGAACGUUGCAAAGGAGCCGCAGACAGAAUACUAUGUGCCAUUUACUGCCGAACAGCUUCCUCGUAUAGGAGGUUUCGAGGUUAAGGAUCGUAAGGAUGCGAACGCCGGACCGUUCGCGGCCGAGGCUGUCGAGUACGAUCCUCUCAGUGAUGUUCAGUACUAUCGUAUCCGACUGCCCACGCCACUCAAGCCCGGUGCCCAACAAACACUCGGAAUCACCUACUAUUACCUGAAAGCCUACACUCCUCUCCCCGCGGCCGUUUCCCAGGACGAUGACCAAUACCUGAGCUUCAACUUUUCCGUUUAUGCACCAUCUGCCUACAUCACGAAGAAGCAGAAGACUGAGCUUAAGGCUGCUUCGGCCGACGUCCCCGAUUAUACAAAGCUUCAAGGUAGUGGCGAGGUCAAGGAGUUUCCUGUAAAGCAGGGCACCAAGCUCAUCUAUGGUCCCUUUGAUGAAAAGCCCGCCGGUGCUGUCUCUCCUGCCAACGUUCGCUUCCAGUUUACCAAACCUGUUAUUCAUGUCAAGGAGCUCGAUCGUUUGAUUGAAGUCAGCCACUGGGGCGGCAACAUCGCCUUCGAGGAGCACUACGAGAUGUAUCACGGCGGCGCCAACCUUUCUGACAACUUCGACCGAAUCAAAUAUUCUCAGCAUUCGUUGUACCGUCAGCAUGGGGUUGCCGGAGUUCGUCCUUCGCAUUACCUCGACCAGUUGCGAAUUCCUCUUCCGGGCGGAAGCGUGGAUGCCUACUAUACAGAUGUGAUCGGCAACGUCACAACGUCUACUUGGCGAACCGACAACCGAGACGCUCUUCUUGUUCUGAAGCCGAGAUACCCUCUUUUUGGUGGAUGGAGGUACCCUUUCACUAUUGGAUGGAACUCCGAUGCUUCUAACUUCCUGAGAAAGACCGCCACUGGUAGUUUCGUACUCCGAAUUCCUUUCAUCGAAGGCCCCAAGCAGCCAGAAGGCGUUGAAUAUGAGCACAUUAACAUCAGUGUUCUCCUUCCAGAAGGCGCCGAGACCGUCAAGUUCCACACCAACAUUCCCGAAUCGUCGAUUGUAUCUACCUCGGUUGAUUUGACCAGAACCUACCUCGAUACUGUCGGCAGAACAGCAGUCAGCAUCAAGGCACGAAACCUGGUCGACGAGUUCCGAGACCGCCAACUCAUCAUCUCUUACGAUGCGCCUCUCUCGAGCGCUCUUCGAAAACCUUUGGUCAUCUUUGCCAGUGCCAUGGUGGUAUUCGUCACUACCUGGGCGUUGGGCCACGUGCAGGUGGGAUUUAAGCCCAAGAAAUAGAGGCUUUAAUAGAAAAGGAAUGUGUCUUUUGAUUAAGGGGUCUUCGCCUUCACAUGAUGAGGAGUCUGGAAGCUGCUGCUGGGUCAGAUGUAAAAGUGUAAAAUAGAGGGACCAUAUUAGUAAAUGGGAUUAGGUUUCCAGUUUGCAAGACGCAAGAAACAUCAGAUGACAGUCAAAUACUCGCUUGACUUUGGUCAUGUUCUGACAAAGACAGCAAAGCCACCACCAAGAGACAGGCUCCAAGCCAUCAUC